Pelodiscus sinensis (Chinese soft-shelled turtle) is the source of this 2496-nucleotide messenger RNA. The record is from RefSeq and is a predicted model, not a curated record. NCBI's taxonomy places the organism in Eukaryota, Metazoa, Chordata, Testudines, Trionychidae.
AAUGUGUGGAAAUCAGAAAUUUGUAUUACUUAGAUUCUUUGAAUAUUAAUCCUUAACUUUGAAUUUUUCUUGGUUUGUAUAUGUAAAUUAGACCCUUUAUGUCCAUUUAAAUGUGGUUUAUUGGACUAAUUAACUUAUUUCCAGCAAAAUCUACAUGUAACAACUGAUAGGUUUGGGUAUUUUAAUAUAUGUUUUCAAGUGACAACACACAUUUCAGGACUGUCUGUAAGCAUGUGUCACUGUUGAUUUGUUGGUAUGCUUUGCAGGUGGAACUUGACUUCUUGUGGAACAAGUGUAGCCAGCUCAGAAUGCAGCGAGGAGCUAUUCUCAUCAGUUUCAGUCGGUGAUCAGGAUGACUGCUACUCUCUGUUGGAUGACCAGGAGUUCACAUCUUUUGAUCUGUUCCCAGAGGGUAGUGUCUGCAGUGAUGUCUCCUCCUCUAUUAGCACUUACUGGGAUUGGUCAGACAGUGAGUUUGAAUGGCAGUUGCCUGGCAGUGACAUUGCAAGUGGGAGUGAUGUACUUUCUGAUGUCAUACCUAGUAUUCCAAGUUCUCCAUGCUUGCUUCCAAAAAAGAAAAACAAGCAUAGGAAUCUUGAUGAACUCCCAUGGAGUGCAAUGACAAAUGAUGAACAGGUUGAAUAUAUUGAAUACCUGAGUCGGAAAGUCAGUACUGAGAUGGGUCUUCGAGAGCAACUUGAUAUUAUUAAAAUUAUUGAUCCCACUGCUCAGAUCUCGCCUACAGAUAGCGAGUUUAUUAUUGAAUUAAACUGUCUCACAGAUGAAAAAUUGAAACAGGUGAGAAGCUAUAUCAAGGAGCAUGGUCCUCGACAACGGUCUGCAAGGGAGAGCUGGAAGAGAAGCAGCUACAGUUGUGCAAGCACCAGUGGCGUGAGUGGGGCAAGUGCCAGCAGUAGCAGUGCCAGUAUGGUCAGCUCAGCAAGCAGCAGCAGUUCCAGUGUGGGCAACUCUGCUUCAAAUUCCAGUGCCAACAUGAGUCGAGCGCACAGUGACAGUAAUUUAUCCACGAGUGCCGCAGAGAGAAUCCGGGAUUCAAAAAAACGUUCUAAGCAACGGAAAUUACAGCAAAAGGCUUUACGCAAGAGACAGCUGAAGGAGCAGAGACAGGCUCGCAAGGAAAGACUGAGUGGAUUGUUUCUUAAUGAAGAAGUGCUCUCUUUAAAAGUGACUGAGGAGGACCAUGAAGGAGAUGUGGAUGUUUUAAUGUGACAGGGAUGAAUUUAUCAGUGUUCUUUCUAAGCCUUAAGUGUAUUAUCUUUGUUUACAUACAUUUCUUGACCAAAAUUUUGAUUGGGACAGAGCUAACAAUAUAUCAAAUAGAACCCUCUAAAUGUAAUUUAAUGUUUUAAACAUUUAUAAUUUGAGUGAGCUGACUUUUUAAGACUAACAGUUAUGACUAAGAAUAAUUGAGACUUUAACAAGCUGCUGACAAAAUACUGGUUAGAUAAGCCAUUGAAUUAGGUUUAUAUGGUAUUUGCUUUGGCAAAGCUACUUGCAAUGGAUUGUUCUGUUUAAUUGGUUGGUACUCCUUGAUACUGAUAGCAAACUGUGUGGGAGGGAAAAACCCAAUUUCUGUAUAGGAAAUCUCAACUUUAAUCUUACUCUGCAUGUUCCCUUAUUUCUUAUGGGGAGGUUUGUUUUCAUGAAGACGGGAUCUUAGUUCUAUAAGUUACUCUGUUCUUGCCCCCACCCAUAUCAAAUUCUAAUACUUCAUGAAGUUAAAUUUGAUUUUUGGAAAUGAUUAUUUUGAUUUAACUCAAAGAAUUAUGAAGUCGUUGGGGAGUAAUAAGCAGAAGCAGGCUUCUAGCAAUAAAAAGUUGUAAUGUAAAUAUCAGCUAGUAACAAAAUGCAGAAGAAAACAGUCAUUUUCAAAUGUAGAUUUUUUUUUUUCUAGGAGGAAUUGGCUGUUCUUUAAGAUGUAAAACUUAACUUUUUAGAGACUUUCUCCUCAAUAUUUGAAUGAUUGGUUUUUGGUUCCUUUUAUAGUUUUAUUUAUGUUAAUGAUUAAACAGUGCAUCCUCAUUCUUGAUAAGAUAAAAACCCUAAAAAUAAAAUCUUCUCAUGCAUUACAAUAAUAUCUACAGUUGAGUCAUAUGAUACCAUUAAUGGUCUUAAAAGUGUUACUAGAAAGAAAAGUAAACAUAUGGUGCCUAAACUUGGUAGAUAUUUCUUUAUGGCCAAAACCGUAUAUAGGAAUAGAUUCAUGAUGUUGGCAAGAGAACCUAAUUGAUUCAGAUGUACAUUUUAACUAUAUACUGCCAAUUUGUUUACUGCGUGCAGCAUAGUUUAAGGUGAUGGGACUUUUUUGCUAGGUGUGAAACUAUCUCACAGAGUACUGGUUUUGUUGGGUAGCUUUUUGAAUAAGUAUUGCUGAGGAAGACAAGGACACACCUUUAGUUUUUACUUCUGUACCUGAAAACUCAAAUUGGGAAGGUUUUACUCCUGACAAAUUGUAAAUCAAUGUCUGACUUCAUU